AUAAGGUUUAUAUAAAGGUUUAGCUUGAUAAUAAAGUAGGAGGUUAUUGUGCCCGUUAAAAUCGCGAGGUAAACAAACAUGGAGCUCCUGAGGGAGGCCCGCAGCGUCGUCGACUUCGCCACCUAUUAUCCACUUCUGAAUAAAGCAACAACAGACAAUGACACACCAAUACCAGGAUACAUCUUUGAAGAGAUCAUCAAAUUGAGUCACCAUUCUUCUGGACACCGUCAGCACCUAGUCGACUUUCUCCUGUCUCGUCUCCAAAGCUCAACAUGGCCUGGAAAGCAAAAGGUAAUACGCAUAUUACAGCACACUUGUUCUCGUGGUCAUCAAGGAGUUCGAGUCUACCUCCGGGGUAAGGAUGGAGAACUUCGACGAGCAGCAGCAUCAGGCGGGCCACCAGACCCUGUACUGGCAAACACACCGCAGCUCUUUCUUAGCUCAGCUAUACAGGAAUUGCUGGCAUUGCUGUUUGAUUCUCGAGUUAUGAAAGAUGACGAAAUAUGGAUGGCAGGAAAAGACAAUAGCGAGGGAAGUGCAAGCGGCAAUCAGCAGUCAUCUUGUGUCCAGGGGUAUGGGGCACAAGCUGCGAAGGGCAAGUAUGAAGGCUUUGGUAGCUCACCAGUAAAUCAAGGUGAAAAUUUGGUAAAUCAGGUACGUGGAAUUGUGGAACGUGUGAUGUCCCCCUCUGGGGAUACCAAGAGAUUAGGAAUGGACUUUCUUCAGGGUGAAAAGGGGGACUAUCAACCACUCUCCCUACCAUCUCUUGGCUCAUCAGUGCCAUGUCCAUCACGGCCAGUCUUACCUCAUAUACCAGUGCUAUCCACUUCUCACUCUUCAAAAUAUAAAGCACACAGAACAGGUCGAGCUGGAGGUGGGUGGGAAAGCGAUGAAGAAACCCAAGAAGCUUCUCCACUAAAUUCUGAAAUUGACCUUUCUCUUGGAUUAGUUGACCACCAGCAAGGUGAAGAGCAAACACCAGGAGCAAUUGAGGAAGAAUUUCUCGAAAAUGUAUUUGAUAACAAAAUAUCAUGGCCUGUAGAUCAUGACAGACUUGUGGAGCUUUGUCAAAAAUGUACAGCUUUUGAUCUUGCUUUGUUGUUAGGAAAAAUUUGUGGGAAAAUUGAAUUUCUGUGUGAUAGUGCUUACCAAGUUGAAGGUUCUCAAGAUACUGGAGGUUGUUCUGAAAAUAACUCUGACAGGUCCCAGAUUAAUAUUAGUGAGAAUAAGCUGGAGAUGAGCUUUUCUUCUACUGAAACUCUGACUAAUAAUGCUGUAUUACCAGCAAAUACAAUAAGCUUUGCAACUACAAGAUUGCUUAUCCUUCUUCUGCUUGUGGAAUUUGGUAUUCAUUAUGAUAUAUUUCCCCCAAAUUUAAUAAACUCUGUUUUAGGAAAAACUUUGCAAAGUCUUCAGGAAAAUAAAAAUGUGAAUUCAAUGGUUCGAAUAAAAGCAAAGAAACUCUCACUCAUUACACAUAAAUUUAUAUAAAUGAGUUGCAAAAUGCACCACUGUAUUUUGGUACAUAACCAACAUGAGUGGAGAAUUAGCAAUUAAACCUGUUCGUAAAUAAAAUACAAAAUUUGUUUAUUUUGUUUUGAAACAUUUUAAAUACUUCUCAUUGUUACUUUGCAAAUAUACAUGUGUAUUUUAAUAUAUAAAUAUUGUAUAUUAUAAAUAUUUUUGUUAUAUUGUUAUGCUGCACAAAUUACAAAAAUUAUAUUGAUACAAAAAUCUGGUCAAAUAAAUAUUUUAUUUAUAUUUACUAUAUCAUUUACAUAAUUUAAAUAGUCACUACAAAGUAUUAUAAUUUAUAUUACUCAUGACACUUGUAUGCAUAUGACGAGUUUGCAGUAGCAAAAAUUGUUUUAUGUGCAAUAAAAUUAUCAUGAGAGA
Procambarus clarkii (red swamp crayfish) is the source of this 1896-nucleotide messenger RNA. RefSeq names its product AP-4 complex accessory subunit Tepsin. Lineage: Eukaryota; Metazoa; Arthropoda; Malacostraca; Decapoda; Cambaridae. The record is from RefSeq and is a predicted model, not a curated record. Gene Ontology annotation, cellular component: trans-Golgi network membrane.